This is a messenger RNA of Thyridium curvatum, 549 nucleotides long. RefSeq lists its product as uncharacterized. Bases 1 to 549 code for a protein of 182 amino acids. The transcript has 3 exons. NCBI's taxonomy places the organism in Eukaryota, Fungi, Ascomycota, Sordariomycetes, Thyridiales, Thyridiaceae. The record is from RefSeq and is a predicted model, not a curated record.
AUGAAGUUUCUCACAAGUAUCGCCAGCCUAUCCAUGGCUGCUGCCCUGGCAAUCGCCAGCCCCAUCGCCAAAGCCAGCGACAACCUCUACGCCCUGCGUGUAUCCUCAAAAGACGCCCAGCUCGACGGCAAGUACCUCUCCGUCUUUGACAACGUCGUCGGCAUCUUCCCCGGCCGGCAGACGCUCUUCGUCACGGCCAGCGAGAGCAGCAAGAAGGGCUGCGUCGAGCUGCACCUGCACCCGACGGGCAUCAUCGACCACGCCCUGGGCCUCGUCGGCGAGGGCGUCAAGGAGCUGCACGACAUCGCCAACCCGGCCUCGAGCCCCGGCGCCGACUGGACCUCGUUCGCCAUGAACAGCGCCGGCGACCCGGGCGAGCCCAACCUUGGCAGCCUGUCCUACACCGCUAAGGGCGGUCGCUGGGUCGUCUUCCCGGCCAAGGCGGGCGGCGAGUGGAAGGUCACCUGGCUGGAUGGCUCCAGCAUCACGACCCAGAACUACAUGCCCAUCGACCUGGUAUACGAGGGUGCCAUGACCAUCAGCCAAUGA